This is a messenger RNA of Dendrobium catenatum, 1795 nucleotides long. Its product is annotated as abscisic acid 8'-hydroxylase 3. The record is from RefSeq and is a predicted model, not a curated record. The coding region runs from base 84 to 1607 and encodes 507 amino acids. The transcript has 9 exons. Gene Ontology annotation, molecular function: (+)-abscisic acid 8'-hydroxylase activity; heme binding; iron ion binding. Gene Ontology annotation, biological process: sterol metabolic process. NCBI's taxonomy places the organism in Eukaryota, Viridiplantae, Streptophyta, Magnoliopsida, Asparagales, Orchidaceae.
CCCCUGACAUUCACGAACCUGCCUUGCUCAUUCAUUCUUCCUAAAACCAGACAGGAGAAGAAGACAGGUUUUAAAAGAAAAUUAUGGAUAUAUUUUACAGUCCAAUGCACACUUUUCUUCUCAUCUUCUCCAUACUCUUCUAUCUACUGAUGAGGAAGCAGAGCAAUAACAACAGGAGUCUGCAAGGGAAGCUUCCCCUGCCACCAGGCUCCAUGGGCUGGCCCUACAUCGGCGAGACCUUCCAGCUCUUUUCUCAGGACCCCAACAUCUUCUUCCCCUCCAGGCAGGAAAGGUAUGGUGAGAUCUUCAAGACGCAUUUGCUGGGUUGCCCGUGCGUUAUGCUGGCGAGUGCAGAGGCGGCGAGGUUUGUGCUUGUGAGCAAAGCUCAGCUUUUUAAGCCGAAGUACCCGCGCAGCAAGGAGAGGUUGAUUGGGCCAUGGGCGCUCUUUUUUCACCAGGGAGGCUACCACGCGAUUGUCAGGAAGCUCGUGCAGAGUUCCCUCUCGCCGGAAUCCAUCCGUCGCCUCGUGCCGGAUAUCGAUGCCGUCGCCUCCGCCACGCUCCGCUCCUGGGAUGGUCAUAUGCUCAGUACCUUCCAUGCUAUGAAGGAGAUGUCAUUUGAUGUUGGCAUCCUCAUAAUCUUCGGCGAGCAUUUGAGCAAGCAGAGGAAGAAUGAGAUAAAAAGAAACUACUUCAUUGUUGACAAGGGUUAUAAUUCUUUCGCCACUAGCAUUCCCGGGACUGCUUACAGCAACGCCAUUAAGGCGAGGAAAAGACUUGGAGAGAUACUGAGCGAGAUAAUGGAGGAGAGAAGAGAGCAUAAGACAAUGGAGAAAGAUCUACUGUCGUGCUUUUUGGAGUGGAAGAACGACAAGGGUGAGCGGCUAAGCGACAAUCAGAUCUCUGAUAACAUUUUUGGUGUUCUAUAUGCAGCACAGGACACUACUGCAAGUGUUAUUACGUGGAUGGUCAAGUACCUCCACGACGAUCCAAAGCUUCUUGAGGCAGUAAAGGCCGAACAGAUGAGUAUUUAUAAGCGGAAUGGAUGUGGAAGCCAGCAAUUGCAAUGGGCCCAUACGAGGAAGAUGCCUUUCACUCAAAGAGUCAUAUCCGAGAGCUUGAGAAUGGCGAGCAUCAUCUCCUUCACUUACAGGGAAGCUGUGGCUGAUGUGGAGUAUAAAGGAUAUCUAAUUCCCAAGGGAUGGAAAGUGAUGCCUCUGUUCAGGAAUAUUCAUCACAGCUCUGAGUAUUUUCCAGAUCCACACAAGUUCGAUCCUUCAAGAUUUAAGGUAAGGCGUCUCCCAAGCCAAAUACCUUCUUGCCUUUCGGAAAUGGCGUCCAUUCAUGCCCAGGGAACGAGCUCGCCAAAAUCGAGAUGUUGGUCUUCAUCCACCACUUGGUCACCAAAUAUAGGUUUGAGGUGGUGGGAUCUCACAGUGAGGUGGAAUACAGUCCAUUCCCCAUUCCUAAGCACGGCCUCCAGGUGCGCAUUUGGAGCACCGAGCAGGCCGAUGGCAUUGCCGAAUAGUGACUUCAAGGUGUUUGACGAAAUGCCGACGAGCAGCCGUGCAGCAAAAUCUUGCACGCACGCACGUUCGCACGCCUAAUUUUUGUUAUUUUUUUCUUAGUCUUAUGUGUAAGAAUUCCUUCGCUUCAAUGCUUGUAAAAUUGGAGGAGAAGGUGGCAAUAGAGUGUCCACUUUUCUUUCUUGUAGCCCUCUUGAAUAUAAUGGAAGAAUUAUUUGGAUCUAACUAAUGCAAUAUGAUUCUGUACCGCCUCUCUGAUUAGAAGUAUU